This is a messenger RNA of Penicillium hordei, 729 nucleotides long. RefSeq lists its product as uncharacterized. NCBI's taxonomy places the organism in Eukaryota, Fungi, Ascomycota, Eurotiomycetes, Eurotiales, Aspergillaceae. Bases 1 to 729 code for a protein of 242 amino acids. The record is from RefSeq and is a predicted model, not a curated record. The transcript is spliced from 3 exons. Gene Ontology annotation, biological process: peptidyl-glutamate ADP-deribosylation.
AUGUCUGACACAGGUGAUAAUCAGGUUGCAGCGAUUGACUGCACUGACAGCGAUGAGUCGUUGACCUUGAUGACAUCGUCUUUGCCUGCCGUCAGCUUUGUCCAGGAGACCCCCGGCGAUCUGUUCGAUGCCCCCAAUGGCGCUGCUCUAAUCCAUGCGUGCAACUGCCAGGGUGCCUGGGGUGCAGGCAUUGCCCGUGCAUUUCGUGAGCGGUAUCCCGCCGCCUACGAGAUCUAUCGUAACCACUGUCUCGGUUAUCGUGGUCACCCAGUCACCAACACCAUCACCGACCUACGCGACGAGGACCCGCAGCCCUCUCUCGUUGUCAGCCGUCCCCUCGGUACCGCAGUCAUGAUUCCACCACAACAGAGUGACUUCCUCCUACAUCGCCGUCGCCAUUGGAUAAUCUGCCUCUUUACCUCGGAGUAUUAUGGCAGCCGCGUGGAUUCGGAGGACAUGAUCGUCAACAGCACUUUUGCUGCCCUACAGGACCUGAGUGGACAGCUACAAGUUCUUUCCCAGCAGGCUUUAGAAACCGGUAAUGAGCGACCCCAGAGACUUUACUCCAGCCGCUUCUGCACCGGCUUAUUCAAUGUCCCCUGGGAACGCAUUUGUAAAUUGAUCGACACGGUCGGUCUUCAUGUCAAUGUGUACCACCCCUUUGAGGCUAGCAACCGCCGCGCUCGCCCCGUUCGCAUGGCGCAUCCCAGCGAGAUUGGCCAGGAUUAA